AUGACAAUACAAACUGCGCAGGCAUGCGUAGUUGCGGUUACUUCCUUCUAUCUAUUCAUGAAGCUAACCCCAUCCAUUCCUCAACCUCAGAGCUACCAUGAUUUCGCUGACAAACGCGAAUUCUUAGGCAUUCCCAAUGCAUUUAAUGUGAUAUCAAAUUUCCCUUUCAUGGUUAUUGGUCUCAUUGGCCUUAUGCUUUGUCAUCAUAGGAACUAUUUGAACUUCAGUUUGCAAGGUGAGUUAUGGGGUUGGACGUGUUUUUAUCUGGCUGUGACUUCGGUAGCUUUUGGGUCUUCAUAUUAUCAUCUAGGGCCAAAUGACAAUGGCCUUGUGUGGGAUAGGUUGCCUAUGGCUGUUGCUUUCACUUCACUGGUGGCAAUCCUCAUCAUUGAAAGGAUUGAUGCAAAGAAGGGAACGCUUUUGAUUAUUCCUCUUAUUAUGGCUGCUAUAACAAGCAAUGUGUAUUGGAGGUUCUUUGGUGACAUCCGUCCAUAUCUUCUAGUCCAAACUGUAUCAUGCAUUGCCAUACCUCUUAUGGCCAUUUUCUUGCCUCCAAUGUACACACAUUCUACGUAUUGGUUAUGGGCUGCAGGAUUUUAUCCUCUAGCUAUGCUGCAAGAGACUGCUGAUAGAUUGAUUUAUGCAGCAACUUUUCAUAUUGUCAGUGGUCACACACUUAAGCAUUUGUCUGCCGCAAUGGUUCCUCUCAUCUUAACAGUAAUGCUAGCAAAGAGGAGGCCUUUGCAUGCAAAAUCUUCCUAA
This is a messenger RNA of Lathyrus sativus (Indian pea), 762 nucleotides long. The record is from the annotation of a GenBank genome assembly. Lineage: Eukaryota; Viridiplantae; Streptophyta; Magnoliopsida; Fabales; Fabaceae.